CGCCCCCUCUAGGCUGCUUUUCUGGGUCUAUUUUACUUACAGUGCAUGCUGUCACACUAACACGAUUAGUAUUGAUCUCGACAUGGACGGAUGGUCCCCAGCGGACUCAUCUCUUGCUAAAGCGAAGCUGGCACCGCAUUUGAGGUUGGAAAUACAAGAGCCAGAAACCGGGUAUGGUCGCACCAGCACGGAAAAGAUAUCACCAGAUUCUUUGUCGCCCUUUGAUUCCUCUGGCCCUCCCGUACCUGCUACCCCAUCCAGUCCGCAUGACAAAUCCUCACCAACCGCCCACUUGGCAAAGGCUAUAUCCUCUCAUAUACCCCAUCAUGCCAUAGAAGAAUCUAGGAAGUUACUUGCACUAGUUUUACAAGAGCUUGAUGCUCGACCGCGACCACCGACAGUGUUUGAGACUUCUGGUUACUUACCAACUGAAGUGUCCCAGAAGACGUUCGCCAAGGUUAUUAAAACUUUCAAGGGCACCCCGCCUGUAGGCUACUCUGCUUCACAGAGUUCAAAAAUAAAGGAAUACAGUGACGAUGAAGAAGAUGAUGACUCUAUCUUCUCAUCGGAAGCCACCUUCGACUUGAUGCAUAGACUUCGGGAAAUCUUGUAUUUCGCUGCUGCUCAGGGUUGGAAGAUACUUGAAGAGACGCUUUCACUUGGGGACCGCCAUGGGUCGCUCAACAGAGGCUCAUCUUCUCCCUUCCGGUUUCGCAGUUCCAGUCGAAGGAGCAGUUUUACCGGCGAGCGAAAUCGCUCUCAGUCUCCGGAAUCUCGAGUACAGCAUUCUCAGCUGUUCACUCAUUGCAUGUCCAUCUUAUCAUCAAUAGUACUGGAGGACUGUCGAUUCAAGAUUGCUUCUCCCCGACCUUCCAAGCCCCCCUUUGCUCUACAGUUAGUUACCUUGGAUGUCACAAGAUAUAUGAUCCUUUUGCACAGCGGUGAACACGACACAAUAACUCGUAUAGCCUCCGCGGUACUUCCCGCCUUUUCUACAUUCCCUCGUGAAAUGCGACCAAGCCUGGUGGCUUUUUUUGAGCAGAUUGUUGUCAGAACGGUGUUCGAAGGGCUUGAGGCUACCGCCAGUGAAGCUAGAUCUAAAGAGCAACAACACGAAAACGCUCCGCACCAAUCGUUGGUUCCUUCAGUUUCUAUUCAUAUUGACGAGGCACCGGGCGACACCUUCGGCGCGUUGGGCAGUGAUUGGCAACCAUGGCACUUGCCAGACACUGACCGAUCGCCAUUGGGUUCGUUUGCUGCACCUUUUCAUUCUUAUCCGGUAUACGUUAUAUCAUCCUUUGCUGCUCCCUUGCUUGCAGCCUUGCUUGACACAGUGGAUCUCGAGUCCGCGGAUGCACUAACAUUGUAUCGUGUCAAUCGUCUGAUCAGGGCAAUAAUCGACAAGAAGAGGGAUGCCUACCUCGAUCUUCUUGAAGUGGUGGCUUACCACAGCUCAAGGAGUAGGUACACGGCGUUGGCUUUGCUAUCAACAUUCUGGCCACGAGCCUUGGGUCACAACACGGUUUCACAAGCUCUCCCUACGUUGGCUGGGGCGAGAUUAGAAAUGGAGAACGCGAGUACCGUUCGGGGCUGCCAUUACGCGCAUGAAUUUGUCAUAUGGCGAUACCAAAGGAGUACUCCUACGACUUUCGAGGACCAUGGCUUGCAUAUCUGUCACAUGUGCUCUACCGCUAUUGACAAUAUGGGGCUCUUCUGCAUUGGAUGCAUGUGUGCUGUACAUUUUGACUGCUACGAAUAUCCUCAGGGCAACGCUGUUUGCGAGUACAUGUCGGACAAGGCAUCCGACACUCAAAAGGUUGCGGUCUACCGAUUCUGUCUAGUGCCAUCGUUCUUGCGGACUUCAGUCCCUGAACCUCAGAGCCGACAAGAUCAUUUGAUGGAGCUCGUGAACAUCUUUACCCUCACCCUCUGCUCUGUUUGUCGGAUGCCUAUCUGGGGCGUUCAAGCCCUCCAUUGCGGCCGUUGUCAAUUCUUUAUACACAUGUCUUGUCGCUCGUCAACUAGCCACCCUCUCCCCCCCUGCGAUUCUUUCAAACGUGAUGCAUCUCACAUGGUAACUCAGCUAUCUACUGUGCGACAAUCUUUCGCGGACUUCUAUGGCGACAUUUUCUUGUCUUCCGAGGACCUUGGUCGAAGGACAUACGAAGAAAUCUCAGUAUCGUUCGGAGUGCUCUGGAUGCAGUUGCAGAUACUUAACAACGGUUUGGCGUUGGGAUCCAUCAUCAUUGAGGCGGAUAAGCACGAUAGUGCCAACGACACCUCCGGAUUUGAACUGCAAUAUCUUGUUGAGCUAUACGAGGCAUAUCUCUCCUCUGGAAAACUCCCUGUAUCCGCUACUUUGGGGGAGUUCCUUCAAGAGUCUAAGCUACAACCUUCCAAGCAUGCGAUAAUGUUCGAUUGGCCGACACUCACCUAUAUGGCGUCAUGUAUCAAAUCACCUUUCGAAGCCCAGGCACCUUCCUUCGGCUCCCCAGGAGGGUACCUCAGCCCUUCGGGAGUAAUCGCCGGCAACGAGGGAAACCCUUCUGACAGCCGCGAGACUUUCAACGUCAUAACACUCUCUCAUGCACGUAAUGUGCUAGGGUACGAGCUCAAUCUCUUCUCAGACUCGGCAGCUGGAUACUGUCUGUCAUGGCUCAGUUCUCUUGGAAUGUUCAUGUCGAACGACACAGACCAGCUAGAAACGCCGAUUUUUAGUCAGCAGAGAGUGUGCGAACUUGAGUUCCCGCUGCCCCUUGGUUUUGACUUAUCGAUACACGUGGAAACCCUAGUAUGCAGCAUAGAAGCGUCCCUAUCCGACCUGAACUUGUCUGUGAAUGAAAUCGGCUUUCUGCUGCUGAGAAGAUUCUGGCCAAGUGGGAUGGCAUCCGAGUAUGCCCUUCUCAGAUUAGCACAAGCCAUCCUGAAGUGGGUAUUAGCAGAGGACGACAAUUUGGCCACUAUCUUACGUGAAUACGUCCCCCGUCGGCGAAAUCUGCCAGGCGUGCGUUCCCCCGCGGACCCACAGUCUUGGCCUUAUGAUCGUGGCACCCGUCGUGUGGCCGUAUCUUCGGCCAACAAUGGGGGAGACUAUGUCGCGUCAAGACGGUCGCUUCUUACCAAAUAUGCCGCUCCUUGGUUACUUGCUCUCCAUAACCAAGACGCGAGACUUUAUGCUUCCAUGGUGUAUGACGCCUUGGCCAGCAUCGCAAAAGACGCUUCACAAGCAGAUGUUCGGACGCCUGCUGUUUUAGCAGAAACUUUUACAAGGGCUUUGGUCAAAUUGACCUCCACACCGGUCCUAUUUAGCGCCCUCGAUGAUGUAUUCUUUUCGUUGCUAGAGCGCGCUAAUCCAGAACUAUAUUCUCAUGCAACUGUUCCUUCCCUUCCGCGGCUUUUUACUCGCGACGCUGAAUCAGGGUCACGGUUCACUACUGCUGAUCUACUACAGAGCACUAAACCCAAUACUUCCCCGGACUUCUGGCCCGGAAUCCUCAGAGCUGCAGCUUCCAAAGAAACAUAUCAACGUACUUUAAUGUGGCUCCAGCUACUUGCACUGUCAGGAGUUGAUAUCAGCACUUCUAUGUUCGGCAACUUCGUAGAUUUCGCUCAGAAACAUAAUGCCCCCAUGACUGAUUGUCUUGCUCUCGUUGAAGCGAUGUUCACGACCACUUGGAUAAGGUCACUCGGACGGCAGGACCUCCAAUCAAAAGUCUCCGCCCUGCACGUCUAUGUGGCACAGAAGUUGCUCCCUUGUUUGCAUUUACCAGAAGAGAUAGCGGAAUUUUGCACGUUUGUCCGCAAGUCGCUAGCUACUUGCUUACUACUCUAUGGCUGUGACCGGGUUGAGCUGAGUACGCUCGGCCUUCUUGACGAGGCUGACCUCAAAGAUUUCCCUUCAAGACGCAAACUGAACACGCGGAUAUCUAGUGCACAUGAUCCAAUCAUCAUGGACGCAGAGCUUUUGCAUGUGCUGGAGAACUAUGUCUCCACCGGAGUUCCAGAAGUAGCUGCAUCGAUUGCCAAGUUCAUUCAUGGCUUUUUUGCACAUGCCUCUUUACUAGAGCCGUAUGAGAUCGAUAACUUCAUUUUGCGGAAUGGACACGCGUUGCGCUCAUGUGUGUGGGGUUUUUACGAUAUCCGAGAUCACAACAUUAGUAGCAUCAGACUGUCAAUAUUGGUCCGACUUUUGGCGGUGGACCCGUUGCCCUUCCAGCAACUACUGAUAGAUACUCUCGACAUUAGGGACUAUUGGCAAAAACGAUUUCUUGCCAUGAAUAGACUUUUCCGAAUGGUUCUGGAUAUGUCCAGCCCUCUAGAAGUUGAAGAUCGACAGUGGAGAUCCAGCACUUUAGAGAUAUUCUAUCAUUGUUUUGGAGCCCUGUGGGCGAAUGAUAAUGAAGAGAUUCGUGCGGCUGCCAGCAGUUGGGCACAAACCUUACUACCAGCUCACCUUGAAGCAGUUUCGCGGUGUUGGGACGAAGCCUUCUCAUCCAUACCCAUCACAGAACGCUCGACACUCGUCUCUUUUCUUAUCCACCUUCAGCCGCAUUUUCCCACCUGGCGAGUUUUGUCAUGGGAAACAAUCAUUGAGGCCCUCCGCGAAGAUGACUACUCGCAGAGCGACCGCGCGAAUGACGAUGGUCCUGCUCAUGCUCAUUUUGAUAUGUAUGGCCUGUCAUCAAGAACAGCUUCGCAGCUUCGUGAUAAGGAUCAGGACACAGCCAAUGUACAGAAUUUACUACUGGUUCUCGCUUUCCGAAUGUUAAGUAGUGGCGUCAGCAUUGAUCUCUUUUCUAUGUUCACCCUCAAGUUUUAUUUGGUGAAGUUUGUCGGCUUUCUAGACGUCAGCUCAACCCAAGCUGCGAAUGGGCGAGCUCUCUCUGUCCGAUUCGACUCUUUCUCUCAGCUUCCCGAGUACGCCUUUCCUUGCAUCCAUGAGAUCCCUCGACUUCUGGACUCGGCUUAUCCAUAUGAUUUACCUCCCUCUGUUAUGGGAGGCUCGUUGCUUGAAGAUGAUGCGCCAUCGCCAGCCCUCAUUGGCACGGCUUUUGUGGAUGUCGCCUUGACUUUGUUCUGCUCUUUGGAGGAUAUGCAAUCGAUACCUAUUAUAGUUCAGAAAUCUCUGCUGGAAUCGAUGCUCAUCAUUGUCUACAAACAAGAUUUCCAAAAACCGACUCUAAUACCCCACGACACAAUGUUACGAAAAGUCAUACGAAAGGCUUUGGACACCAUACAUGGCGAUCUCAGUUACGAACUUCGACAAACCUCGCUGUCCAUUGUACAAAUCUAUUUCCAAAGAUGGCCUAGUGCUUUGAUGAUCGACGCUAUAGAGCAUUCGGCUGCUGUGAUAAUAUCGCUGGACAGCCACAACGAAGACGCAUUGGUAGCGCAAACUCGAGGUUUUCUAGCAGGCGUCUUGACGAACUUCCUCCCGAAUGGCAUAUUCUGCAGUUUGUGCAAGCGAGAUCUUCAGAACGACAUCUUCAAUGUCCUCAAAUAUGUCACGGAUUCAGAAGCAAGGCGUGCUACACCAUCAAAUAUGUCUUUAAAGGAAGCAUUGCUUCGUAGCGUGCUAUCUCAACCACCCGACGCAGACUGGAAGAUUAAUAACUUUACUGCCAAGAAUAUAUGCCAGUACGUUCAAGUCGUGUUCUACGAUGGUUAUGAUGACGCCUUAUUGAGAGAGAUUGGCGAUUGGCUGGCUCUCAUGGCUCGCCGUUCGUCCGGUCGUGGAUUCGAUAUAAAUAUUCUGCUUGACAUAGCGUCGGUCUUGCUCAGGCACCACGCCCUCCCUUGUCAAGAGUUCGUUCAGUCAGUAGCGAUCAUCAUGCGGAUCGCGUUGUCGAGAUUUGAAGUGCAGAAGGACAUCCUUCUAGAGUUCCUUCCUGUGACUGGCAAGAACGUUUCGUCGGCUCACCAUCGGAGGCAUGCACACUCUAGAGAAGUAGCUGAAGUGAUUUUGGAGGUAUUUGACGAAGUCCUCCGCAUGAAGUCGAGAGUCUCGCCCGUAACCCUGAAUGCAAUGGCCGAGGCUGUUCUUGCGAUUGACCCUGCUUCUCUGGAGCGUGUCGAUUGGCAAUAUAUGCUGUCUAUCACAAGCCUCACUGUCCCAGGGGCCUUGUUCCUCCUCCAGCAUGCGUGGUCACCUUCAGACUCGGAGAAAGAAUUUGGUGCUGCCAUGGGAAUUGCACGCCUCAUACUACGGAGCCAAGAACUGAAAGAAAAGGCAUUGCCAGCAUUGUCAGGAAAUGGAGAAGGCCUUGUUCAUCCAGGUCUCUGCGUCCGAACAUGGAAUAUUCUAGUACUCGCCGCAACUUCAGAGCCCCCAGGAUGCGGACAGCUCCUCCUGUCUCACUUCAAGAGGUUUGCACCUAUGUACUACAGAUCCUUAGAUGCCUUCGCCCGAGCGGGAGCUACCCCUCGUGAAUCUGCUCUCGCCGAAUUCGAACAUGCAUGCGUAGCACUGAAGCUUUGGUUAUUGCUUGCCCAUUCUGCAAUAACUCCGAGUGACGGUUCCGAUCAGCAGAUUACUGACAUAACCCAUAUGAUUUGGAAUGAGUUGUGGCCUGUCAUCGAGACACUCCUAGAUACCUACGGCGCAAGCGGCAAUGGCGAAGAUGAUUUUCCAUUCAUCAACUUGAUUUCCUCCUCUGCGGCGAAUUUACUUAUCUUCGUCCAUCAAUAUCAUCUGGUAGUAAAUGUGGACCUUUUGCCCCACAUUAGCUUGGUCCAACGGCAGCGCGAUUCGAUCCGGAAAAGCACAGUGGUGAACAAGUUGUCGCGCAUUUUGGAUGGAGAAACUUUUUCAGACGUCCAAUUCGAUGCCUUAACAUCGCAGGUGGCAAAGGACAUUAUAAGUGCGGAGAAAUUACGCACUCUCGACAGAGAGCCACAGAAAGCUGCUGGUGACCGGAAAAGGGACAGAGAAAUGCGAGGGGGGCUUUCAUAAAUAGGAAUAUGUAUACGAGGUAUAGGUAAAGACCAAGCCGAAUUACGAGUGCAAAUAGUGAAAUUAUGCUGCUCGAAGCUUGGCCUUUUGAGCCUUUUUCCGGUUUUCCUUGACGAUAGUUGACCCUAUGAAGAAGCCAAUGCCCGUCAAUCCUACUACCAAUAGGAAAGCUGGCAGACGAACUGCCCAUUCGCGGGUUGGAAAGUAGGCGUGUAUCGAACUAGAUGAAUCAAAAAAUGGUAGGAGGAGGGCCCAUACAGUGUAGUACACAAACACGAAGGCGGCCACGAAGAGCAUCGCGCCUCCGAGAGCUUUGUCGCUGGCAGC
This is a messenger RNA of Coniophora puteana RWD-64-598 SS2, 7279 nucleotides long. RefSeq lists its product as uncharacterized. The transcript is spliced from 24 exons. The record is from RefSeq and is a predicted model, not a curated record. The coding region runs from base 83 to 6952 and encodes 2289 amino acids. Lineage: Eukaryota; Fungi; Basidiomycota; Agaricomycetes; Boletales; Coniophoraceae.